Molecule: messenger RNA, 1197 nt
Organism: Wallemia mellicola CBS 633.66
Lineage: Eukaryota; Fungi; Basidiomycota; Wallemiomycetes; Wallemiales; Wallemiaceae
Product: branched-chain amino acid aminotransferase II
Exons: 2
Coding region: 1-1197 (398 amino acids)
Biological process (GO): L-leucine biosynthetic process; L-valine biosynthetic process
Cellular component (GO): mitochondrion
Molecular function (GO): branched-chain-amino-acid:2-oxoglutarate transaminase activity
Source: RefSeq, a predicted model, not a curated record
AUGAAAGCAGCUUAUUCAACCGCAGCUCCUUCUUCAAAGAUAUAUAGGGAUGCUAUGACAGGUGAAGUUACGUCUUUACCGGAUAUCGAUGUCAGCAAACUACAAAUCGAGAAGAUCGCAAACCCAAAAACUAUACCACCUUCUAACACUUUACGUUUCGGACACACCUUCAGUGAUCACAUGCUUAUCAUACCGUGGAAUUCUGGCAGUGGAUGGGGUGCUCCUACUAUCAAACCAUACGGUCCACUCACUCUUGACCCAUCAGCUGUAUGUUUCCACUAUGCUCCACAGUUGUUUGAGGGUAUGAAAGCAUACAGAGACAGCGAAGGCAAUGUCAGACUCUUCAGACCAGAUAUGAACAUGGCUAGAAUGAACAGAACCGCUGAAAGAGCUGCUUUACCUACCUUCGAUGGUCAGUCGAUGGUAGAACUUAUCCGUAGAUUAGUUGUACUUGACCAAAAUUGGAUUCCACAAGAACCAGGCUACUCACUCUACAUUCGUCCAACUUUAAUUGGUACACAAGCAAGUUUGGGUGUUGGUGCUUCAUCUGAUGCUCUCCUUUACGUCAUUUGUUCCCCAGUUGGACCAUACUUCAAGAACGGUUUCAAACCAGUCAAAUUAUUGGCAACAUCAAAGAAUGUCAGAGCAUGGCCAGGUGGUACUGGUGCAUUCAAACUUGGUGCAAACUACGUACAAGGUGUAAAACCACAACAUGAAGCAGCAGAAAAGGGUUACGAUCAAAACCUUUGGUUAUUUGGUGAAGGAGAAGAGCUCACUGAAGUAGGAACAAUGAAUCUCUUCAUCGUUGUUCGUAACGACGCUGGAGAAACUGAAUUAAUAACUCCUCCACUCGGGGAUAUGAUUCUUCCAGGUGUGGUAAGAGACUCCAUCCUCAACCUUGCACGUGAUCCACCUGAAUGGCUCAAGGAACAACUCCCAGAAAACUUCAAGGUCACAGAACGCAGAAUUACAAUGCCAGAAUUAGCAAAAUUAGCUGAAGAAGGUAGAGUUGUUGAAUCAUUUGGUAGUGGUACUGCAUGCAUCAUCGCUUCAAUCUCAUGUGUCAAUUGGAGAGAAAAAGACAUCACUAUUCCUGUUGAAGCAGACGGCAGUGGCGCAAUCGCUACUGUUUUGAGAAAUGCCAUCGAGGCGGUCCAAUUGGGUAGAGAAGAACACCCUUGGUCAAUCGUUUGUUAA